This is a messenger RNA of Ilex paraguariensis (yerba mate), 243 nucleotides long. The record is from the annotation of a GenBank genome assembly. NCBI's taxonomy places the organism in Eukaryota, Viridiplantae, Streptophyta, Magnoliopsida, Aquifoliales, Aquifoliaceae.
AUGUUCAAUAAAGCACGCGACGAGAAUGGACAGCAGGCAGAGGCUGAAAAGAAGAAAUUGGAGAAGGAAGCUCUGAAAGAACAGGCUGGAACAAACUCGUCUGCCAGAAAAGAGGUGGACUCCGAUCGCUUUGCCGAAAUUCGAAACAAGCUGCAUUCUUAUGGCCAGCUUGUAUGUUUGGGAAUGCAACCAGCGGCUCUGCAACCCCAUUUAAUCCAAUCUUGUAGUGUUAUUGAUAUGUAG